GAAAACCUGUGGCUGAAACAUUCUGAGCACCGAGAGCGACACAUCUAAUUGCUGAUUCCAGAGGACUUCAGAAUGAAGAUUGCCAUUAUUGGAGCAGGAAGUAGUGGCCUGACUUCUAUCAAAUGCUGUCUUGAUGAAGGUUUGGAACCCACCUGUUUUGAAAGGAGUAAUGAUAUUGGUGGGGUCUGGAGAUUUACACAUGAGGUGGAAGAUGGUAGAGCCAGUAUCUAUGAAUCUGUGGUCAGCAACACCAGUAAAGAAUUGAUGUGCUACAGUGACUUCCCCUAUCCAGAGAACUUUCCUAACUACCUUCACAACUCUAAGAUGCUGGAGUAUUACAGGAUGUAUGUGGAUCAUUUUGGUCUUCUAAAAUAUAUCCAAUUCAAGACAGUGGUGCUCAGUGUUCAGAAAUGCUCUGAUUUUGCAAGUACUGGGCGUUGGAGUGUCACAACAGAGAAAGAAGGCACGCAGGAAAAUGUCAUCUUUGAUGCUGUUAUGGUUUGCUCUGGGCAUCAUUCUGAGCCACAUUUUCCACUGGAUAGUUAUCCAGGUAUAAAACAGUUUAAAGGCCAAUAUUUCCACAGUCAAGAAUAUAAGAACCCUACGGAAUACAAAGGAAAACGAGUUGUAAUAAUAGGAAUGGGAAAUUCAGCAUCUGAUAUUGCUGUGGAGCUCAGCCGGACUGCAGCACAGGUGUUUCUCAGCACAAAAAGAGGAGCAUGGGUAAUAAGGCGCGUGUCUGAUAAUGGUUACCCUUCGGAUAUCCUACAUAAUAGGCGCUUUUAUAUCUGGAUGAGGAACACUCUGCCAUCAGAUCUGGUCAUGUGGAUUACAGAGAAAAAAUUUAAUCAGUGGUUUGACCAUGCUAACUAUGGCCUGCAGCCAACUGACAGAACCCAGUUCAAAGAGCCACUAUUUAAUGAUGACUUGCCAAGCCGUAUAACUUGUGGAUCUGUGUUGGUGAAGACAUCAGUGAGAAAAAUAACUGAAACAGCAGUGCAGUUUGAGGAUGGAACUGUGGAAGAAAAUAUCGAUGUAAUCAUCUUUGCCACAGGAUAUAAUUAUUCCUUCCCCUUUUUGGAUGCAUCUGUUAUAAAAAUAGACAGUAGUAGAACAUAUUUAUACAAAAAUAUCAUCCCUCCAAACUUGGAGAAGGCCACACUUGGCAUACUUGGACUUAUUCAGCCUCUUGGACCUAUUAUGCCAACUGCAGAGCUGCAGGCUCGAUGGAUUACCAGAAUUUUCAAAGGGCUUUGCAGGUUUCCUCCGAAAAAUGAGGUGAUGGAUGAUAUUGAAAAGGACAGAAAAAUCUUUAUCAAAAGAUAUGGCACCACAAGAGAGAAUCGGUUACAAGUGGAGUUCAUUGAAUACCUGGACAGCUUGGCCUCUGAUAUUGGUGUAAAGCCCAAUAUCUGGUAUUUGUUUCUAACUGAUCCAUUGCUAGCUAUGGCUCUCUGCUUUGGACCAUGCACACCAGCUCAGUUUCGCCUGACAGGCCCAGGAAAAUGGCCACAGGCCAGAAAGCAAGUCAUGACCACGUGGGAUCGUAUUAUAAAGUCAACAAAGACACGAACUGUGAAAAGCAAAGGGCCUAGAUUUGUGACUGCCACUCGAUUGCUGGCUGCUCUUUGCCUUGUAGUUCUGCUGUUGUCUAUUUUCGUUUACCAAUCUAAAUAAGGUAUACAGUGUUUAUUAAUAUAUAUAUAUUUAAGACCAUAAAACUGUUUUUAAUUACAGACAUUACAUUUUAUUAACUACUAAAAUUCAUGAGCUAUUACAGGGGACUACUAAUGCAUGAAAUACGCAAGUACAAAAAUCUUUGAUUUAGAUGCAAAAAAUAUGCUUUUGCUCUCAGUGGGGUUGUGUUUAUCCACAAAUAGUAAGAAACAAGCAAAAUAAAAUGGAACAAAGCUCCAUUAGAAAGCCGCUUCUCAAAUGAUAGUAAUAACUACAAAGGAAUCAAUUUCUUUCAAUUAAGUUGUCAAUGCACAAAUACAUAAUCUUUCUACACUAAUCGAUUCUUGCCAGCCGUUUCUAUUUUAUAAAAGAAAUCAAUAGGUGUCCAUAUUUUUACCUCUGGGAAAAACAAGUUCUUCAUUUAAAAAUGGGUUAGUUCUUUAUCACCUCCAUUCUUACCCCAGUGGAACUUCCAAUUUUAGCUCUUUAUCAUAAUCACUCAACAUACUGUACAUGCACUUUGGUUAUUUACACCAGGAGUCAACUAACCUGCUCUACAAUAAUGUGCAUGGACCACAAAAUGCAAGUGAUGGUUUGAUGAUUCAUUAAAGAGACACCCACACACAAAAACCUGUAUAAUAAAAGUCCUUUGCAAAAUAAA
This is a messenger RNA of Xenopus tropicalis (tropical clawed frog), 2338 nucleotides long. Its product is annotated as MGC89174 protein. The record is from RefSeq and is marked predicted. Gene Ontology annotation, cellular component: endoplasmic reticulum membrane. Gene Ontology annotation, molecular function: NADP binding; flavin adenine dinucleotide binding; trimethylamine monooxygenase activity. NCBI's taxonomy places the organism in Eukaryota, Metazoa, Chordata, Amphibia, Anura, Pipidae.